AGUCCACCAGUCUUCUUGGUAAAAAUUUGUGACUUGUGCCCACUUCCCCAACCGGAAGUACUUCUUUCAAUUUGCAUUCUAAGUAGCUUGAAAAGUAUGGUGGGGAAAGCAAGAUAAAAAACAAAAUUUUUCGGUGACUUAUUUUCUGUAAAUGCCAUCAUAAAUUACAUACUACUUUUGCUGAGAAGAUACGUGAAGUUCGUACCAAAAGGACAGAAGGAAACUAACUGCACUGACGAUGAAUCAAUCGUCAUAGGGUUUGGAGAACCAUCUGCCUUUUGAGUUGUUGUGAUCAGUUCUCAACAGGAACAAAGACCUAUUAGCCUUCUAAAAAUACCCAAUCAUGUAUCCAUUCAGCAGAGAACAAAGGAAACAGCAAUACAGGAUGCAUCCCCCUCUUUCACUUUGCAGCAUGUGGAAUGAGGGACUAUUUUCCUGCCAUAUUUACCCAGAAUAGGGACCACUCCCCUUGCUAUCCCAGGAGACACAAGCCCAAGUCCAGAAUCUGAAGAUUCUACAUUGAAAAUGCUCAAAUAGGACAUAACUGUUCUAAGUGAACAACUAAUUUCCAGUCAGUGAGUAAUUUUUUUCCUGAAACAUUCACUCAGUGGAAAACAAAUGAAGAGGGGAAAAAAUUAAGUAAACAAAUCUGAAAACGAGGCCACGACACACAAGAGAUGGAGGCGCCUGUACACUUAACGGGCGAGAGAAGACAGCACUCCCAGGUUUAUGUUAAACAAAACCGUGGUUUCAACUGGCCCUGACUGAGCCUCACCCGAUGAAUGACUUCCAGUGCCUCCGUCUCUCUGGGACCAAAGGAGAGAAUUAUUUUUAGCACAACUAUUUGAAAAUCUCUGAGAACUUGGAUCUGUUUUUCUGUCUGGUACCAAAGCAAGAUUUUCUCUGAGCUCUCAUGAAAGAUCCUCAGUCUAUUGUGGAUUUAGAAUUCUGGAGCAACCCCCAUCCCAGAGCAAGGCAAGAACACUGAAGUCAGUAGCCAGUCCUUUCUUCAGCGGGAUCUUCCUGACCUAGGGAUUGAAGCCAGGUCUCCUGCAUUGCAGAGCCAAAGAUGUUUGUCUUGCUCUAUGUUACAAGUUUUGCCAUUUGCGCCAGUGGACAACCGCGGGGUAAUCAGUUCAAAGGAGAGAGCUACUCCCCAAGGUAUAUCUGUAGCAUUCCUGGCCUGCCUGGGCCUCCAGGCCCCCCUGGAGCGAAUGGUUCCCCCGGGCCCCAUGGUCGCAUCGGCCUUCCAGGACGAGAUGGUAGAGACGGCAGGAAAGGAGAGAAAGGUGAAAAGGGGGCUGCAGGUUUGAGAGGUAAGACUGGACCCCUAGGCCUUGCUGGAGAGAAAGGGGACCAAGGAGAGACUGGAAAGAAGGGACCCAUGGGACCUGAGGGAGAGAAAGGAGAAGUAGGGCCUCCUGGGCCUCCUGGACCAAAAGGAGACAGAGGAGAGCAAGGGGACCCGGGGCUGCCUGGAGUGUGUAGAUGUGGAAGCAUCGUGCUCAAAUCUGCCUUUUCUGUUGGCAUCACAACCAGCUACCCAGAAGAAAGGCUGCCAAUUAUAUUUAACAAAGUCCUCUUCAAUGAGGGAGAGCACUACAACCCUGCAACAGGAAAGUUCAUCUGUGCCUUCCCAGGGAUCUAUUAUUUUUCUUAUGAUAUCACAUUGGCAAACAAGCACCUGGCCAUCGGGCUGGUACACAAUGGGCAGUAUCGGAUAAAGACCUUUGAUGCCAACACAGGAAACCAUGACGUGGCUUCAGGGUCCACAGUCAUCUAUCUGCAGCCAGAAGAUGAAGUCUGGCUGGAGAUAUUCUUCACUGACCAGAAUGGGCUCUUCUCAGACCCAGGUUGGGCUGACAGCUUGUUCUCCGGAUUUCUCCUGUAUGUUGACACAGAUUAUCUAGACUCCAUAUCAGAAGACGAUGAGCUCUGAUGAGGACUGCUGGCCUGAAUGUCCCAAGAUCCUUAUGGCAGACACUUUGAUUUAAUCUGGGGCCCUGGAAGUUGGAAGGAGCGGAAAUGAGAUCCAAAAAAACUCCCACUCAGAUUCCAGAGCAUUUACAGACAGUUCUAGCAGAAUCCGUUAAAACAAGUUGAACCACCAAACCAUUGAAACCACACUAAAAUGAAUUAUAUAAAACAAAAAUCCAGAUAUGUUCUCUCAAAAGUGAUGUUCAUAAAUAUUUAAACAAAUUAAAGACAAUGUUACAAAUUUUCUAUUAAAUUUCUUGAGUCCUAAAA
Messenger RNA from Bubalus bubalis (water buffalo), 2247 nucleotides. RefSeq names its product C1q and TNF related 7 (gene C1QTNF7). NCBI's taxonomy places the organism in Eukaryota, Metazoa, Chordata, Mammalia, Artiodactyla, Bovidae. Gene Ontology annotation, molecular function: protein binding. Bases 1070 to 1939 code for a protein of 289 amino acids. The transcript has 4 exons. The record is from RefSeq and is a predicted model, not a curated record.